AUGCCCUAUCAUGCGAACUAUUCGAGCUUCACACAAAAUGCAGACAAGAAGGAGGCAUUGCAGUUAGUUUUGGAUCAUUAUGAGAGUUUAAGCACUGAUCAAAGUAAUUGGAUAUGUAACCUGGCAAAUGCUUCGUCACUGCUAUGGUACGCAUACAAAUCAUUGAAUGUAAACGUCAAUUGGACAGGAUUUUACGUCGCGCAGCCCGACCAAGGUGCUCAGAACGAUGAAACACUGUUGCUGGGGCCAUUUCAAGGUAAGGUUGCCUGCCAGACUAUUCCUUUUGGAAAGGGUGUCUGUGGAGCUGCUGCCGCAACGCAGGAAACACAAUUGGUCUCAGACGUGAGCAAGGCCGCAGGCCAUAUAGCCUGUGAUGGAGACACCAAGAGCGAGAUUGUUGUGCCUAUCGUCGAUCCUCAGUCGCGCAAAACGCUGGCGGUGAUCGACAUCGAUUGUGUCGAUCUCAACGGUUUCGAUGAAGUUGAUAAAUUUUAUCUUGAGAAACUGGCGAGACUGAUCUGUACCUCAUGUAAUUUUAAUAGAGUCUAA
Torulaspora globosa is the source of this 549-nucleotide messenger RNA. Its product is annotated as L-methionine (R)-S-oxide reductase. Gene Ontology annotation, cellular component: cytosol. The record is from RefSeq and is a predicted model, not a curated record. NCBI's taxonomy places the organism in Eukaryota, Fungi, Ascomycota, Saccharomycetes, Saccharomycetales, Saccharomycetaceae. The transcript has a single exon. Bases 1 to 549 code for a protein of 182 amino acids. Gene Ontology annotation, molecular function: L-methionine (R)-S-oxide reductase activity; protein binding.